AUGUAUAGGUUUCAAUACACACAAUUUAAGAGUCACAAAAUUCCGACAAAUCCAGCUGGUCUUAUUGAGUAUAGGGCACACCCCUUCUGGAUGCAAAAGUAUUGUCCUUCACAUGAGCGUGAUGGAACUCCUCGGUGUUGCAGUUGUGAGCGAAUGGAGCCGAAAGAUACAAAAUAUCUCAUUCUUGACGAUGGUCGAAAAUUGUGUCUUGAAUGUCUCGACUCAGCCAUUAUGGACACUCAUGAAUGCCAACCACUGUACAUUGAUAUACGUGAAUUUUAUGAAGGCUUACACAUGAAAGUGGAACAGCAAAUUCCUAUGCUCUUGGUCGAGAGAUCAGCUCUAAACGAAGCUAUGGAGGGAGAGAAACACGGACAUCAUCAUUUACCUGAAACUAGAGGACUUUGUUUGUCUGAAGAACAAACUGUGACCACGGUGUUAAGGAGACCAAGAAUUGGGGCAGGCUACAAGUUAAUAGACAUGAUCACGGAGCCUUGCAGGCUGAUACGCCGCUGUGAAGUCACUGCAAUUCUAAUUUUAUACGGACUUCCUCGUUUAUUAACUGGGUCAAUCCUUGCUCAUGAGAUGAUGCAUGCGUGGCUUCGACUAAAUGGGUAUCCAAAUCUUAGACCAGAAGUGGAAGAAGGUAUAUGUCAGGUUUUAGCUCACAUGUGGUUGGACUCUGAGACUUACGCUGGCUCUACAUUAGUAGACAUCGCAUCUUCCUCUUCUUCAACAUCAUCCGCUGUGAUUGCAUCAUCCAAGAAAGGUGAGAGGUCUGAGUUUGAGAAGAAACUUGGUGAGUUUUUCAAGCACCAAAUCGAGUCAGAUUCUUCAUCGGCAUAUGGGGAUGGGUUCAGGCAAGGUAACGCGGCAGUUCUUAAGCAUGGUCUGAGGCGAACCCUCGACCAUAUACGCUUGACGGGUACAUUUCCUUAAAGGGGAUAUAUAAACUUUAAAGAGAGAAGAAGAAAGCAGCUCUGUUUUAGUUUUUUUACUUCUUAGAGUAUACUGAAAAGAAAAAGAAGCAAAAUGUAUAGGUUUCAAUACACACAAUUUAAGAGUCACAAAGUUUCCACUCUUUAAAGUAAAAAUUACCUACAUAUUAUGGCUAAGACUUCCAUGAACUUUCGCAUGGUUCCAAAUUCUAAAUAGGAUGAUCGUUGCACAA
Camelina sativa (false flax) is the source of this 1171-nucleotide messenger RNA. The record is from RefSeq and is a predicted model, not a curated record. Lineage: Eukaryota; Viridiplantae; Streptophyta; Magnoliopsida; Brassicales; Brassicaceae.